Messenger RNA from Seminavis robusta, 2484 nucleotides. The record is from the annotation of a GenBank genome assembly. Lineage: Eukaryota; Bacillariophyta; Bacillariophyceae; Naviculales; Naviculaceae.
AUGCGAGUUCCUCCUUUGGCAGUGGCGUCCAAGAUGAACUCGAAUGAGAUUGCCAACAAUGCUUCCUCCAACAACAGUACCACUAUUCCUGGAUAUAUAAAUCCCAAGCUGCUUCAUCUGGUUCAAAAAGCACUUCAGGCUCUGCCAAAUAAUACCAAUGCCGAUAAUAAUAAAUCCAGCAAGUACCUGAGCUCUACGGAAACAUUGGAGGUGGUGGUGGAUGCACUCCGACUUCAAAAUGCAGAGUAUCAACGGAAAAACAAGGAGAAAGUGACCAAGCAAGUGCAGACGGUUCUUCAGUUCCUGGCAUCCCAGCAAAAACAGCAAGAAGAAGAAGUGGUGUCGGCGGACGAAGCACAAGCUCGCCAACACGAUGCCCAGAGAGCUGCAACGAGUGCGAUACCUACCAAGUCCUUGAAUUCCUCACUGCAAAAAGGAUACCGGCAACAAGUCUCUGCAGGUACCGAUGGAAGCGAAAAAGAAGACACGACAACCAUGACAUCACCGAGUCGAAAACGAAAAUUAUCGGAUCGACGAAAAUCCAGCACCAGUCAAAAGUCGGGAUCCACCAAACGUCGAAAUUCGGUUGGUACAUCCAAUGACGAUUUUAUGGACGACCAGGACGAAUCUCCUCUCUGGAGACCCCUUGCUCGUCCCACGGAACGCUAUCGCAGUUUGGGUGGCAUGAGCCGCACCAUUCAACAAAUCAAAGAAUUGGUCGAAUAUCCCCUGGUGCGUCCCGAAGUCUACCGUCAUUUAGGUGUCACACCACCGCGGGGAAUCCUGUUGCGCGGACCACCGGGAACGGGAAAGACUCAUUUGGCCAAUGCCAUUGCCGGUGAACUGGGUGCUAUCGGUGCUAGUUAUUUUCGCGUCAGUGCCCCCGAAUUGGUGGCGGGCAUGUCGGGAGAAUCGGAACGACGCAUUCGAGAUUUGUUCCAGGCAGCUGCCGCAGCGGCACCCAGUAUUGUCUUUUUGGACGAAUUGGAUGCCAUUGCUCCCAAACGCAACAAUGAUUCCGGACGAGGGAUGGAAAAGCGCAUGGUGGCACAGUUGCUGACCAGUAUGGAUACAUCGCUCACCGAUGCCUCGGUGAUUGUCUUGGGCGCCACCAAUCGACCGGAUGCACUCGAUAGUGCGCUUCGACGGGCCGGACGAUUCGAUCAAGAAAUUGAAUUGGGUGUCCCCAACGAAGCGGCGCGAUGUGCCAUUCUCAAAACCAUGACGAGUGGAAUGAGAUUGUCGGGAGAUUUUGAUUUUACUCUACUCGCCAAGAAAACACCGGGUUUUGUCGGAGCCGAUAUUCGGAGUUUGACCAAAGAAGCAGCCGUAGUGGCCGUCAAUCGAAUCUUUUCCAACGUCCUUGUCGUGAAUGACAGUAACAACAACAAUAGUUCCUCUGAAAGUAAAAAGGGAACAACAGACGACAACAACAGUACGGAAGAUGAGAUUCGGAAGCUACCGCCUCUGACUCCGGAGCAAUUGGAUCCCUUGUACGUGACAAUGGACGACUUUUUAGAAGCCGUUCCACGAGUACAACCGUCUGGAAAGAGAGAAGGAUUUGCUGUCGUGCCCGAUAUCACCUGGGACGAUAUUGGAGCCAUGGACGAAAUUCGACAAGAAAUCACAAUGAGCGUCCUCGAACCCAUUCGGAAUCCCGAAAAAUUCAAAAUGCUCGGCCUCUCCUUGCCAGCUGGAGUUCUCUUGUACGGACCCCCGGGUUGUGGAAAAACGCUGCUGGCCAAGGCUGUUGCCAACGAAAGUGGAGCCAACUUUAUCAGCGUCAAGGGACCCGAAUUGCUGGACAAGUAUGUGGGUGAAAGUGAACGAGCCGUGAGACUCGUCUUUGAACGUGCCAGAAGUUCUAGUCCAUGCAUUGUCUUUUUUGAUGAGUUGGAUUCGCUAUGUCCCAAGCGGGGAAGUUCCGGAGAAGGAGGUAGUGGUGUUAGUGAACGUGUCGUCAAUCAGCUGCUUACGGAAAUGGAUGGUCUAGAAAGCAGGCGCAGUGUUUUUGUGAUUGCUGCCACAAACAGACCAGAACUGAUUGACCCUGCGAUGAUGAGGCCUGGACGACUCGACAAACUGCUCUACGUUCCCUUGCCAUCCGUUGAUGACAGGGUUUCUAUAUUGACGGCUCUCUCCGCAAAAGUCAAAUUUGGUCCAGAUGUUGUGCUGGAUACCAUUGGACGAAGCGAAAAGGCAAAUGGCUACAGUGGAGCUGACUGUGCGGCCCUGCUGCGCGAGGCUGGUUUGGCCGUGCUGAAAGAAGAUUUGGAUAGGAAGGAAAAGCGAGAGGGCGUAGAUCUUUGCAUCGAGGCGCGGCACUUCGAUUACGCCUUUGACCAUGUCAUGCCUUCGGUAUCUAAGAAAGAUCAAGCCCGUUACGACCGAAUACGACAUCGCAUGGCCCGAGCACGAACUCGAGGAACGGCCUCUGAUCUUAGCGAAGGAACGGAGCAAACUGGACCGACCAUCAGCACCUAG